Terrapene triunguis (Three-toed box turtle) is the source of this 946-nucleotide messenger RNA. RefSeq names its product TCF3 fusion partner. The record is from RefSeq and is a predicted model, not a curated record. Gene Ontology annotation, cellular component: Ino80 complex. The transcript is spliced from 4 exons. Lineage: Eukaryota; Metazoa; Chordata; Testudines; Emydidae. Bases 33 to 572 code for a protein of 179 amino acids. Gene Ontology annotation, biological process: apoptotic process; apoptotic signaling pathway; positive regulation of apoptotic process. Gene Ontology annotation, molecular function: DNA binding.
GAAGGCUCCGGCCUGGGUGAGUUACCGGCCUGAUGUGUCUGCGUCCCCGGCUCCAGGUCAACGAGAGGGUGUUGAACCGACUCCACCAUGUGCAGAAGAUCACGCGGCGGCUCAAGCAGGAGAGGAGAUUCCUUAUGAGGGUCCUGGAUUCCUACGGGGAUGACUAUAGACAGAGCCAGCUCACCAUUGUCCUAGAGGAUGAAGGCAGCCCCAGCACAGAAGCCCCCACCCCAGGAAAUACUGAGAACGAGCCUCCAGAGAAGGAGACCCCCCGGCGCUUCCCUGGCCCCCCACCGGCUGGCCCAGAGCCCAAGAGCCCAUCCCAGGCGGAAACCCCCACUGGAAAGAAGCGUCGCCGGCACGGGCGUGAGGACAAGGAGCAGAGGGGCAGGCGGCUGGCCCCUGCCCUCCUCCCCAUGGAUGACUUCCCUGCACAGCUCAAAGAAGAGGACGAGUUCCCCUGCGACCAGGAUGCCGUACUUAGCUCCAGCUGGCCCCUGCCCCGGCCCCGGGACAAGCUCCUCCAUUACCCCAAGUUCUCCAGCCCCGGGGCCUGCGCUGAUUUUGACUGAACCCUCCUGAAACUGACCAGGCCCCUCGCUCCAGCCCUCAAAGGGUUAAACCAGGAGGGGUGCGGCCCUUCCCUGUGGACUGGAGGGUUAACCCCUUGUACACCAGUCCCCUGUGCUGCGGGACCGACAGCUAAGCAGGGACAGGGUGGGGAGCCCCCAGCCGGCUGGGAGAAGGUUUCCCAGGGUGGGUAAAACUCCUGCCGUAAUCUUUCAGGCUUAAAAGCCCUGCGGAGCAGGGCAGGUCACGUAACGGGGAAAUAAAGAGACGCUGGCCUGGGCCACAGCAAACAAAUACUGAGUGAACUCUGCUGUGCCGAGUUAGAGCAGGGGGUGGGGAUGCCUGGGUUCUGUCCCGGGGAGGGCAGUGGGGUCUA